Drosophila biarmipes is the source of this 601-nucleotide messenger RNA. RefSeq names its product cuticle collagen 2. The record is from RefSeq and is a predicted model, not a curated record. The transcript has a single exon. NCBI's taxonomy places the organism in Eukaryota, Metazoa, Arthropoda, Insecta, Diptera, Drosophilidae. Bases 45 to 506 code for a protein of 153 amino acids.
CUAUCACAGUUGAGUUCCACUGAAAGAUACCAACACCUGACAAGAUGCGCUCCUUCAUCAUCAUCGCUUUCCUCGCCGUGGUUGCCGUGGCCGCCGCUCAAGGUCCCCGCGGACCUCGAGGACCUCGAGGCGGACCUGGUGGUCCAGGUGGUCCGGGUGGUCCAGGUGGUCCAGGUGGUCCAGGUGGACCCCAGGGAGGCCCUGGAGGUCCUGGAGGACCUGGUGGUCCUCAGGGAGGUCCUGGUGGACCUGGUGGUCCUCAGGGAGGUCCUGGAGGCCCUGGUGGUCCUCAGGGAGGUCCCGGUGGUCCUGGAGGACCUCAGGGAGGUCCAGGUGGUCCCGGAGGUCCUGGACCAUGGGGUCCGCCACCGAAUGCCACCGAGUCCACCACCAGCUCCACCAGCAGCACCAGCAGCACAAGCACCACAACCACGACCACCGAAGCCAGCACCUCCACCAGCACCACGGAGGCCACCACCAGCACCACCACCGACUCCUCUGCUUAAGUUGCCGAGCUCCGGCCAAUCUAAAAUCCAUUUUUGGCUUGUUCUGCUCCGCGCUUCGCUCGAUAUUAAUAAAAGUCUUUUCUGCAAGAAGUAAA